AUGCUUAGAGAGAGACUAUAUAAUCUCAUCUGCACAACACUACAAGGCGAUUACGUUACAUAUGAUGAUACAAGCCGUCUAACAAGCGUGUUCAGUGAGCAACUUGGCCUAAGCCAAGAGCUUGCAUCUAAAUUAUUAAAUCAAUACUUCAGAGGAAGGUAUAUCAGCGGCGAAACAGCACGUAAUCUUGCAAAUUUAAUAUAUGAGAAUCUUGUUCAAAUGAAUCUUGACUCUCAAUUGGAUGAAUAUGCGAGGGCAUUGAAGAAAAGACGCAUUGAUAGUCUCGCAAGAGAAAUUGAUUCAGAACUUUGCCGUACAAUUCGAGGCGGAUAUGUUUCUUAUACCCGUGCUGAACGGGCAGCACAAAGUUUUAGCAGAACCAUUAAAAUUCCAUAUGAAUUUGCUUAUAGGAUAAUGCUUGAUUAUGCACGCGGCAAAUAUUGCAGUUAUGACGCAGCUUCAUAUUACUCACAAAUGAUGGCCGAGAGAAUUAUCUCAAAGUAUGAAAUUAUCCAGAUCUUCAAGAAAGAACAGUACCAAGAGCUGAGCAGGUUGAAGAAAAACAAGCUCCUGCAAGAAAUGAAGUUAACCCAAAGAUUGAAGAAGAAAACCAGAAUAGCGACAGCGACAUUCCUGAAAAAGAAGAAAAACCAAAAAAAGAAACAAAAGAAAAAACAAAGGAGGAAACCGAAGAAAAACAAAAGAAGGAAACCGAAGAAAAACAAAAGGAAGAAACCAAAGUAA
Molecule: messenger RNA, 744 nt
Organism: Trichomonas vaginalis G3
Lineage: Eukaryota; Parabasalia; Trichomonadida; Trichomonadidae
Exons: 1
Coding region: 1-744 (247 amino acids)
Source: RefSeq, a predicted model, not a curated record